CUGAGAGCUGACGGAGGCUGGGAACAGUCUGGUUCCUGCCUGGAUCAUGGGGUUUAGUGUCUGGGUGUGUGUGCUGUGCCUGCAGGCGAGCUUGCUGUCACAAGCCUUGGACUGCUCAGGAGCGAGCCGAGGAGAGCUCUGUGUCAGCGGGCAGACCACAAACAGACAGCAAGAUGAUCCAAGUGAGCAAAGGGCAUCACCCUUAACCGAUGGGCUGGUGUUGUUCAGACGUAAGAGGCAGCUGGAGCGGCGGGGUCCCACCCACCUGAGUCACUUCAAUCUGCCUGGAGCUGUAUCUGUCAAAGGCUUCCCUAAAACUCUCAUCCAGGCUGAUAGGUCCAGGAGACACUUGAUUCAGGCUACGAAGAAAAAAAGCAAGCGCAAAACCCGCCCCGGCACUUACUCCCUCCUUAGCAACGACAAGACAUCCUCCCCCCUACAGGUGGUCAGAGUGAGGAGACAGGUGAAGCUGGAUCCACCCAAGAGGGGGAAGACCGGUCGUACAGGAGCUUUCUCUGUCUUGGGAGAUCCCCAGACUGAUGGACAGAACGACAGACCCGAAAGGAGUGUGUAAAAGCGAAAGCAAGCUAAAGACUGUACUGAAAAUCUGAAAUUUGCAAAACAAAAACUGUCACAUGCAUCAUUAGAUUGCUAAACUAGAUUACAGUCUAUAGUUACAACUCCAUUCUAGAUUAAGUAGUUUUAAUUUACUAACAUAUCCCUGCAUGUUCUUUAUGAUAAUAUUCUCCUCAGCUGUUAUGUUUUAUCCUAUUUAAUCACAUAUUUCUUUUAUUGAUUGAAGAUAUAUUUUUGCAGAACUUUUUCUCGUGCUGUUGUAUUGGGUUCCAACAAACUUUCAUGGAACCAAAAACUAAUAAAAACUUUAAUAAUCAAG
This is a messenger RNA of Oryzias latipes (Japanese medaka), 895 nucleotides long. RefSeq lists its product as uncharacterized. The record is from RefSeq and is a predicted model, not a curated record. Lineage: Eukaryota; Metazoa; Chordata; Actinopteri; Beloniformes; Adrianichthyidae.